Molecule: messenger RNA, 414 nt
Organism: Nelumbo nucifera (sacred lotus)
Lineage: Eukaryota; Viridiplantae; Streptophyta; Magnoliopsida; Proteales; Nelumbonaceae
Product: self-incompatibility protein S1-like
Source: RefSeq, a predicted model, not a curated record
AUGAAGAUUUCCAACGCAUACGUCUUCAUGUAUGCUCUGGUACUGGUUCUGUGGCUGAGUGAAGCAGAAAGACAUGUACGAGUGGCGAAUGACUUAGGGCAGGGAUUGAAUCUGACAAUUCACUGUCGAUCCCACAACGACGAUCUGGGCUUGAAAGAGCUGCCGUAUGGCUUCUACUUCGAAUGGGCAUUCAAUUCAAACAUCUGGGGUUCUACGGUUUUCUACUGCGACAUGGGGUGGCAGCAGGGAUCCGGCCAUUACGACGUCUUUGUUGCCAGGAGAGACAACUCCAGAUGCCAUUACAGGUGCUGGUGGGUAGCAAGGCAGGAUGGCUUGUAUGCGUUGGAUGAACAACAUAAUGUCUAUAACUUCUGGUUUCCAUGGAACAAAACCGCCCCUGGAGUACUACUCUAG